AACUCCCAUCGAGCAAGAGGCAGCUGUCUAGGGCGGUAUUUCCUGUUAGCUAGAAGAAGAUAGCGGACGAACGAUUGGAUUUUUUAUGUUGUUUAAAAUCGCACAUUUAUCAAAAUAUAGCGUUUAACGAACCUGGGGCACCCUAUAAGAUAGAAAACAUGAUCCGUUUCAUUUUGAUUCAAAAUCGAGCUGGCAAAACUAGGCUGGCCAAGUGGUACAUGCAGUUUGAUGAUGAUGAAAAACAGAAAUUAAUCGAGGAGGUCCAUGCUGUGGUGACUGUGAGGGACGCCAAGCACACCAACUUUGUGGAGUUCAGAAACUUCAAGAUUAUUUACCGACGCUAUGCUGGGCUCUAUUUUUGCAUUUGUGUGGAUGUGACUGAUAACAACUUGGCAUACCUAGAAGGAAUCCACAACUUUGUCGAGGUGCUAAAUGAAUACUUUCACAAUGUGUGUGAAUUGGAUCUUGUCUUCAACUUUUACAAGGUGUACACAGUGGUGGAUGAGAUGUUUCUAGCCGGAGAAAUCAGGGAGACGAGCCAGACAAAAGUGCUCAAGCAGCUCCUCAUGCUGCAGUCGCUUGAGUAGAGUUUAGUCCUCCUUCAGUUCGUGCCCAAUCAUCUGACCAACUCCUCCACUGGAAAUGACUCUUUGUGACCCAAGCUGUCUGUAUGCAUUUACUUGUGAGAUUUUUGUCAUUGCCUUCUCUAAGUGGCAGUGUUUUGACAGUGCUGCUAGCUGAAGCUAACUGCUAUGACAGCUGAUCAUUUCAACAUUAAUGUAAUUAAUAUUUUGUUUAACUACAAUUGCUUUUUUAUUUUUGCGUAGAUAUUCUGACCCACUUGAUGUAUAGUACCGUAAUUCACUACAUUUUCAAUCAGCCACCAUAAUUUUUUCAAAGACACGGGCUUACAUUGGUUCCUAUGCAUUUUUAAAGCCUGGCUAAACACCUCUCCUUUAGUGAAUAUAGUGCAUUUGUGAUUCUGAUUUCUCAGUUGUUGCUCCAGACAUAUUGUGAUACUGUUAAUAACAAUAGAAGGCCAGGGUGCUUAAAAGAUGGAGGGUGUAUUGGUGAAAAUAUAAAGAAAUAUUUUACUCAAUGCAGUGCUGUGAAAUUUACUUUGAAUAGUGUGUACAUAGGUGUAUCUUACAUGUGCUAGUUAAUAGCGAUUUCAUUCAUUCCAGAUUUAUUAUCCUGUAUGUCUCAGAUCAAAUACAGGAGGCCCCACCUGCUUGACUUUUAAAACCUUUUUUUUUUUCCAACCUUUCAGGUGUCAAGGUUGUUCAGCGUUACACAAUGUUUAAUUUUUGUAUUUUUGAGUUUAAUUAUCAUAGUAGUAUGUAAUCUUUCUGCCAACUUGUGCAAGUUUGUAAAAGGAAGAAUUGUGUGUCUCCAUCACUCAAUUCCAGUUAUAUGUAAAUAACCAAGAAAAAUAAAAAAAAUAAAAUGAAAUUAUAACCAA
Boleophthalmus pectinirostris (great blue-spotted mudskipper) is the source of this 1462-nucleotide messenger RNA. It is a transcript of the gene ap2s1, whose product is annotated as adaptor related protein complex 2 subunit sigma 1. Gene Ontology annotation, biological process: intracellular protein transport; clathrin-dependent endocytosis. The record is from RefSeq and is a predicted model, not a curated record. Gene Ontology annotation, molecular function: clathrin-cargo adaptor activity. The coding region runs from base 159 to 587 and encodes 142 amino acids. Gene Ontology annotation, cellular component: intracellular membrane-bounded organelle; AP-2 adaptor complex; membrane coat. Lineage: Eukaryota; Metazoa; Chordata; Actinopteri; Gobiiformes; Gobiidae. The transcript is spliced from 5 exons.